Phasianus colchicus (ring-necked pheasant) is the source of this 1752-nucleotide messenger RNA. RefSeq names its product ARF GTPase activating protein 3 (gene ARFGAP3). NCBI's taxonomy places the organism in Eukaryota, Metazoa, Chordata, Aves, Galliformes, Phasianidae. The record is from RefSeq and is a predicted model, not a curated record. Gene Ontology annotation, molecular function: GTPase activator activity. Gene Ontology annotation, biological process: COPI coating of Golgi vesicle.
GCGGGGCGUUCGGCGGCGGCGCGGCCCGGACAGCGAAACAGACGGCGGCGGCGGCUUCGCUCGGCGACCCUCACGCCUCUCCUCCGCCUGCCGCCAUGUGCGAGCCCAGCAAGCAGGACAUCAGCGCCAUCUUCAAGCGGCUCCGCUCCGUGCCCACCAACAAGGUAUGUUUUGACUGUGGAUCGAAAAACCCUAGCUGGGCAAGCAUAACAUAUGGAGUCUUUCUUUGUAUUGAUUGUUCAGGGACGCACCGAUCACUUGGCGUGCACUUGACUUUCAUUCGAUCUACAGAACUGGAUUCCAGUUGGUCUUGGUUUCAACUGAGGUGCAUGCAAGUUGGAGGAAAUGCAAAUGCUUCUGCUUUUUUUCAUCAACAUGGAUGCACAACAAAUGACACCAAUGCAAAGUAUAACAGUCGAGCUGCUCAGCUUUACAAGGAGAAGAUUAAAUCUCUUGCAACACAAGCAACAAGAAAGCAUGGUACUGAUCUGUGGAUAGAUGGAUGUGGAAUGCCACCUGCAUCACCUCAACACAAAGAAGAGGACUUUUUUGCGUCCCAUGCUUCUUCCAAGAAUACAGAAUGGGUAUUAUCAGAGCCAGAACCAGUUCCUCUACAACAGAAAGCUUCAGAAAACAUCCCAGAAAGCUAUGAAGGUGGACCAGAACAUGGACCAAGUGUUGAUUGCCUUAGUACAUCACCAAAAGCCACAUUAGAGAACACCACCUUUAUAAAAAAGAAGCCAAAUCAGGUUAAGAAAGGGCUUGGUGCCAAAAAAGGCGGUUUGGGAGCACAGAAAGUCAGCAGCCAAAGCUUUAAUGAGAUUGAAAAACAAGCACAAGCUGUAGAUAAAAUGAAGGAACAAGAGGAUCUUCAUAGCAGUAAGAAAAUAGAAAUGGAAGAGCCACUCGUAUCAUCUUUACGAUUGGCCUACAGAGAUCUUGAUAUUAAAACAAAAGAAGAAAAGUUAAAUCUAUCUGGUAAGAAGAAAAAUGAACUAGAGAGGCUUGGCAUGGGAUUUGGCAGCAACAGAAGUGGCAUUUCCCACUCUGUCAUCUCAGAUAUGCAGACAAUAGAACAGGAAACACCAACAGUUGCAAAACCAAAGAAAAAGUACAUAGAUGAUGCAGAAGACUCCUAUUUCUCUUCUUCUAGUUCAAGGUACUAUGAUUCUUCAGAUUUGAGAAGCAACACUUUCUCUAAAUGGGAUGACAAUUCAGAUCCUUUCUGGAAGAAGGAAAGUAAUAGUAGAGAUGUUGAUGUAAUAUUAACUCCAAAAAAUACAGGAUUUUCAGAGAGGCCUGCAUCUCGUCGUAAGCCUGAAUAUGAGCCAUCUUUAAGCACCAGUGAGGCACAAAAGAAAUUUGGCAAUGUAAAAGCAAUCUCAUCAGACAUGUAUUUCGGAAGGCAAGAUCAUGCAGAUUAUGAAGCUAGAGCUCGACUGGAAAGACUUUCUGGAAGCUCCUCUAUAAGUUCAGCUGACUUGUUUGAAGAUCAGAAAAAGCAACCAGCAGGAAGCUACAACAUUACAAACGUCUUGCCUUCCGCUCCUGAUAUUGCCCAGUUUAAACAAGGAGUGAAAUCAGUGGCUGGAAAGCUUUCUGUACUCGCUAAUGGAGUCAUGACAUCUAUACAGGAUCGAUAUGGUUCUUAACAACUUGCAUAUCAAUGAAGUACACUAAAGAAGAGUUUCUCUUCAGAUGCACAAGUAAUCACACUGCUGAUUUGAAUAAAGGUUGCCUUAAGACUGUUCA